Messenger RNA from Tigriopus californicus, 1369 nucleotides. RefSeq lists its product as uncharacterized. NCBI's taxonomy places the organism in Eukaryota, Metazoa, Arthropoda, Copepoda, Harpacticoida, Harpacticidae. The transcript is spliced from 3 exons. The coding region runs from base 313 to 1233 and encodes 306 amino acids. The record is from RefSeq and is a predicted model, not a curated record.
UUGCUUCUGGUCACGCGUUGAACUCAUUCACUCGUUCAUCAGGAACACAUUCCUAAAUUAUGCGGGAGCAAGCAGGUCCCUAGCCCAUCGAAGUAAUAGAUUACAAUAAAGAGAUAAAGAAUGAUUGAAUAAAUGACGUCCUGAUAAGUCGUUCACUGAUAACCCUAUUCACCAGGGAACCGAGGACGAUAGCACGAGCCAACUUCAUCACCUCUCUUCGGACAGAUCUACUUACCUACCUACCUACCUACCUACCUAAAUAGAUACAUUCCACGGAUUCCUGCAUCCCCCCCACCUCUUUCAUUUGGCACAAUGUGGAACCGACCGUGUUGGAAUGGUUGCACUUUGGUCGCCAUCAUCUGUCUCUCGCUCGCUCAGGGAGCUCCCCUCGAUGACGCUGAAACAGCGUUGGAAGCUAUGAAAGUCAAAGUUAUUGGAAUACAAGCCAUACUCGAAAGCGCCGUACCUGAGCCCGAUCCUGCUCUUCAAGCCAUCGAGACUUUGGAGGACGCCAAGGCAGAACUUGACAGCGUGUACAAAGAGCUAAUGGGCAUUGAUUUUACUCUAGUCACGGCAGAGAAUGUCAAUUUGAUUAAGGAGAAAACUACAUCCCUUGAGUCGAUUCGUGGGCUCCUCAACACUAAUGAAGAGAUUGUAACCGAGAUCAAUGCCGAAAAUCCUGAAGAUUCUGAUGCUUUUCAAUUCAAGUUGACGCAGGUUGACGACAAGACUGAAGCUUCCCUUCAAUUGGUGCAUAGGUUGCAAUCGAGUUCCAUCCCGGAUCUUCCCUUGAAUUCUCCGUUCUUUAUCUCGUUUGUGUCGGUGGGAGCUUUGUGUGUGCUAUUGGUUCUAUUUGGCUUCGUUUGCAUUUGCAUCAUCAAUUCCGGUAGUCUGAUCAAGAAAGUGAAGCCCAAGAACAAAAUGGGCAAAACAAAGAAGCUCAAAAAGGACAAAUCCGCCGCGAGAAAGCACCCCGGGGAUUUGUGGAUCGAGCCGAACCCGAAUGGUGGACCUUAUAGAGGAGAUGUGGAACGUCAGAUAAGCAUGCCACCAGGUGCAGGUUCUUAUUCCAUUCCGGAACCCCGUUACAAUCAAUACAAUCAUCCUGAACCCACGAAUCAUAACAUGAUUGACGUGGAUGCCAAUCACUAUUUGGGCAAAAAUAAACAAAUCAUCUUGGAGAGAGGCUAUGGCCGACGCCCAGAGAUGGCCAAUAGCAAUCUACACUACUGAGAAGUGGCAGCACACAAAUCUGUAGCCCAACGAAAUUUCCAAUUUGUUCAAGAUUAUACCCAUGUAUCUGAGAUUCGAUUUGUGCAACAUACGGCUCUUGAAAUGAGCUUGUGGAAUAAAGACCAACUCCCUCGGC